Rangifer tarandus platyrhynchus (Svalbard reindeer) is the source of this 405-nucleotide messenger RNA. Lineage: Eukaryota; Metazoa; Chordata; Mammalia; Artiodactyla; Cervidae. The record is from the annotation of a GenBank genome assembly.
AUGAUGUCUUUUGUUUCUCCCUUAAAGAUAAAAACAGACAGAGACCAUAUUUUCCCCAGACUACCUCAAGAGUAUCAGGAAACAGAGCCUCACUUAUCCAGGGAAGAAAUACAGUUGUUAAUUUACUUGGAUGAAAUCACUCCCUUUUCUCUUUUUUUUUCUAAAUCUCCCUACUUGGGGCAGCUGCUGUUUCAGAUGUCAUGGGAGAGCUUUCAGGAACAUUCUUGUAAUUCAUCCAGGCAGGGGACUGCUUUCUGUACCCAAUAUUUAACUGAGGCAGGAAGAAAAAGUCCUGGCUACAGACUCAGUCUGUCCCUAAUCCCUGUAGACUCUACAUCUGAGCUGUUUAGACUCCCGUGCCUUCCUAGGGACACUAGAAGAAGAGGAAAUGGGCAGGAACUGUAG